Molecule: messenger RNA, 2364 nt
Organism: Erythranthe guttata (spotted monkey flower)
Lineage: Eukaryota; Viridiplantae; Streptophyta; Magnoliopsida; Lamiales; Phrymaceae
Source: RefSeq, a predicted model, not a curated record
AUGGAUAAUUUAUUGCCAGGAGAGUCGUCGAAGAUUUUAAGCAAGACAAAACUGCGCUUCCGUUCGCUCAAAUUGGUUGAUUUCAAUGAAGACGAAAAUUUGGCGGAGACACCGUACGGUGCGGAUUACGGCCGCCUAAGCAAUGGUCUCACUUACUAUGUGUCCACUAAUUCGACGCCUAAAAAGAGAGCCGCUCUCUCCCUCGUCGUUAAUGUUGGCUCUGUAUUGGAAGAAGAGGAAGAGCGUGGAGUCGCUCAUAUAGUUGAGCAUCUAGCAUUCAGUGCCACCAAGAAUUAUACAAACCAUGAUAUCGUAAAAUUUGUCGAAAGUAUCGGGGCCGAGUUCGGUCCCUGCCAAAAUGCUUCGACAACCGAAGAUGAAACUAUUUAUGAGUUAUUUGUUCCUAUUGACAAGCCUGAACUAAUAUCUCAGUCCAUUUCAGUCUUGGCAGAGUUUAGUUCUGAGAUUCGUGUAUCGGUGGAUGACUUAGAAACAGAAAGGGGAGCUGUACUUGAAGAGUAUAGAGGGAGAAGAGAUGCUGAUGGAAGGAUGAAUGAUGCUCACUGGGCUGUCAUGUUGGAGGGCUCAAAAUAUGCAGAGCGAUUACCGAUUGGACUCGAAAAUGUAAUUCGUACGGUGAGUCCCGAGAUUGUGAAGCGAUUCUACAACAAGUGGUACCAAAUGCAGAAUAUGGCUUUGAUUAUUGUUGGUGAUUUUCCUGAUACACAGAGUGUUGUCGAGUUGAUAAAAACCCACUUUGAAGAUAAAACUCCAAAACUCGAUCCUACUCCGAUACCGCGAUUCACGGUACCAUCACACGAGGAGCCACGUUUUUCGGUGUUCGUGGAAUCAGAAGCAGCUGGGUCCGUAGUGGGGAUUACUUUCAAGAUUCCAACGAAUUGGAUGAAAACCGUGAAGGAUUAUAGGAAUUUUAUGGCCGAAGACAUGUUUUUCAAUGCGAUGAACCAAAGAUUAUUCAAAUUGUCUCAUAAGAAAGAUCCACCCUAUUUUUCAUGCUCGGCGGCUUCCAACGGUCUCGUCCGCGCAACAAAGGCCUAUACGAUGACAUCAUCAUGUAAGCAUAAUGGGAUUAUCGAGUCACUGGAAUCAAUGCUGAUUGAGCAUUUUUUCGGAAAGCUACCUGUUGUUGACCCUGAAUACGAGGCGAAAUUAUUUAAAACUAUUCUACCUUAUGUAUCAGCUUCCGAGGUAUCCCAAUUCUCGGAAUAUUUCCGGACAUCAUUUAACUGCGUCAUAAAAACAAUUGAGCCUCAAGCGACCGCAACAUUGGACGAUUUAAGAAGCGUUGUUUUAAGGGUCAAUGCUUUGGAAGAAGAAGGAAGCAUUUUCCCGUGGGAAGACGAAAGCACCGUCGAAGAAAUUGUUCGCGUCGAGCCAACUCCAGGUCAUGUGGUGCAGCAGCUCGAGUAUCCCAUCAUUGAUGCUACUGAGUUGAUUCUGUCGAACGGAAUGCGAGUUUGCUGUAAAAGCACAGAUUUCUUUGACGACCAGGUUUUAUUCACAGGUUUUUCCUACGGGGGUCUAUCGGAACUCAAAGAAAGCGAUUAUUUCUCGUGUUUGAUGGGUUCCGAUAUAGCUGAACAAACUGGUUUAUUUGGUCAUAGAGCUGAAGUGCUAACAGAUAUGCUUGCUGGUAAAAGAGUUAAUGCAGGUACAAGUUUGGGUAUAUAUAAGCGAAGUUUUUCUGGCUACUGCUCUCCUUCAGAUUUGGAAAUUGCACUCCAGACAAUGAAAAUGGAUGAUCUAAAAGAAGUUGAUCCGGUCAAGGGUUGUGAAUAUUUCAAUAAUUCCUUUAAGGACCCCUCAACUUUUACUGUUGUAAUUAUUGGAAAAAUUGAACCUACCAUUGCUUCUCCAUUGAUAUUGCAGUAUCUUAUGGAAGAUAAACACUUGAUCCAAUUCAUGAGCAAGCUUCUAGAAACAAAGAUACUGCAAGUUCUUCGAUUUAAGCAUGGACAAAUAUACUCAACUGGAGUUUCCAUGUUCUUUGGAGGUAACAAACCUUCAAGAGUUGGCGACGUCCGUGGAGAUUUAAACGUUUACUUUUCUUGCGAUCCAGUAAUCUCAUCAACACUGCUCGCUAAUUCGCAUUGGAUGAUAUAUAUAAUCAACGCAAAGGUUGAUCUCGUCUUGGAUGAAAUCUUGCGUCUUCAAGUGGAAGGACCUUCAGAUGAUGAUGUCUCUGCCAUCCUUGAAAUUGAACAGAGGACCUACGAAAUAGAAUUGCAGGAUAACUAUUAUUGGUUGGAGAUGAUUAUGUCAAGCUAUCAGUCGAGGAAUUAUUCCGGUGAUAUCGAUGCUUCUUUCAAGGUUUCCAUAUGUUUUUUCCACGAUCAUAACUAA